This is a messenger RNA of Tigriopus californicus, 459 nucleotides long. RefSeq lists its product as uncharacterized. The record is from RefSeq and is a predicted model, not a curated record. NCBI's taxonomy places the organism in Eukaryota, Metazoa, Arthropoda, Copepoda, Harpacticoida, Harpacticidae. Bases 1 to 459 code for a protein of 152 amino acids. The transcript is spliced from 6 exons.
AUGAUUGGUCUCUUCAGCAUUUUUAGUAUUGUUUCGUUCAAGAAUGAUCCCUGCACCACCACAGGCGCAUCAAGCCUCGGUGGAACAUGCUUGACUUCUACUGCUUGUAGUUCUAAAGGUGGCUUUGCCUCGGGAAACUGUGCCUCAGGUUUUGGAGUAUGUUGCCUUUUCAGGGUGAGCGGUUCGUGCGGCACAACGCAGACCGUAAAUCAGAAUUGCACUUACAUUCAGAACGAUGGUUUUCCUUCAGCAGACACCACUGUGGACGAAACCUGUACAUACGAAUUUAACCGCAUUUGCGAAAGUCAGGCUAUCUUAAUUAAAUUCGCAUUAACUCUCAAUACUCAUUGGUCUUUUCUUUAUUUCAGACCUAUGUCAGAUCAGGUAAGUUGGGAAAAAAAUACGACAAAGCAUUCCAUGCGCAACAUGUGUAAUCACAUUUGGGAAAUUGAUAGAUAA